AUGUUCAGCUCGGUUGACAUGACCUCCUUUUUAUUAAGGGCGGUGCCCAGGGCAGAGCUGGUGCUGCUCCAAAAUACCUUGAUAGACAUCAGCGAGGAUGAGCUGGCAGCCCUGGGCGAUGAGGACAGUGCUCCCACAGCGCCAGGCACCAGGAAAGACACAUCACUGACUGAGCUGCAGUCGUUUGUGGAUCUGGUGUACACCCAUGGCCGCUCUGUGACAAGCCUGCAGUGGCUGCCGCACCGCAAGCCGGAGUGCAUCCUGGAUGCUCCUGUUGAAGUGGGCACCUUUGAAAUCAACCCGGGCAUGCCCCACAUUGUGGCUGGCGGCUGCUCCACUGGGCAGAUCAUCCUUUGGGACACCUCAGCCCACGAUGAGCACAUAGCAGCGACACGGGGAGAGAAGCCUUCGGCGACAGAGGGCAAGAAAUCUCCACCUCAAAUUGCUCAUCAGCACCUGUCCUGCGUGGACCACUCUCACAGGGGCCCGGGGGAGGAAAGGAGCCGGCCUGGGAAUGACUCUGCCUUCUUUGCAUCCACAGCCGCUGACGGCCGGGUGCUGUUCUGGGAUAUGCGCGUGUGGCGAUUCAGAAAGGCCAAGAAGGAGCAGGAUGCAUCAGAGGUGGUGUGGAAGCCAGUUUAUGCGGUUCCACUGAAGGCUUUCGGCGGCAACGAUGUGCCCUGCUGCUGCCUCAGCUUUGCUGGUACACCCCACAGCGGCCGGCCCAUGCUCAUAGGCUUGCAGGAUGGAGACAUUGUAUCCGAGAGCUUCUCCCGCAACGAUACUUCCCAGGCAGCAGAUGGGGGUGAGGCAGAAAAGGCGGCGGCUGGAAGAAAUCCAGCGCACAGCAGCGGAGUGACGGCACUGGCGGUGUCGCCGUUCAUCGACAACCUGAUCCUGAGCGUGGGCGGCUGGGAUUGGGCCUUGUGGCAGGCUGACAGGCUGGAGGCGCCGCUCAUGCGCUGCGCAAGCGCGCCCUGUGCCUACACCUGCAUUGCCUGGAGCCCCACCCGGCCAGGUGUGCUGUUUGCCGGCCGCGCGGAUGGUCUAGUGGAGGCGUGGGAUCUGCUGGAAUGCAGCCACAAGCCGGUGCUGGUUUCCGCGGCGUCCACCGCAGCCGUCACCAGCCUCUGCUUCAGCCCAGAUGCCCCCGUCGCUGCCACCGCCAAGCGGACCUCCACCCAACAGUUGCUGGCUAUCGGCGAUGCAGCGGGCCUGCUGCAUGUGAUGGAGGUACCGCGCAGCCUCCGCAGGCGCAUGCACAGCGAGGCCAAGGCGCUGACUGGACUCCUGCAGCGCGAACUGCAGCGCCUGAUCUGGCUGGCUGCCUCAGCCGCCCCCGGCGCUCCCAUGAAGGGACCAUCGCAGGUGGAAUCAGACAGCCAUGGACAGCAGGGAGCAACAGCAACGCCGACACUUGCAGAGGAGGAUGAGCGGAUCCAGGAGCUGGAGUAUCGGAAGAUGGAGGCCGUUUACCGGAUUGAGACAGCGUUGGGUCUGCUGCUAGGCUUCUCGAUCUAUGCAAGCCUGCAGGGAGCCAGCAGCGGCACUUCCACUGAAUAUGCUGCACCUGAAAUCGCCCGCUCACACACCAGUGCCAACGGGCAAGCCAGGUCCCCAAGGGCAGCCAUUGCACAGGCAGCCGUGGCCAAUGCAAGCUGCUCGCUGCAGAAUGCCACCUACGCAGGCCGCGUGCUGAAAGUUGGCGGUGCCAACAUCAAGCCGUCCUCGGAAGCCUGCUGGAAAGCUUGCAAGCACACGGAGAGGUGCAAUGCGUGGACGUGGUGUGCGGACGAGUCAGGCUGCAUGGAUGAAAAUGGGCGCCUGAUCCCCUUCAAGGGGUGUCAACUCAAGGACGAGCCCAUGCAAGCUUGGGGCCUGCCCAGUCAGCGACAAGUGGCCUCCCACAAAAUUGCCAACUACUUCUCCGGCUACAUGCGGCAUCGCAAGCCGGACCAGCGCACCUUCAUCCGUCUGCACUCUGCGCCGCUGACAACACUCAUGGUGGCCACCUACGUGCCGCCCAGCUCGUGCACGGCUGACAAGGGGGACUUCUUCACGCUGCUGGGAAUCAUGAACAAGCAGGACUAUGCGCGCUGGCAUUCCUGCGAGUUUGUGCUGGGCGCCAAAACGUUCGACCCCUCCCUUCGUCCCCCCGGCGACCCCCAGGCAUGCUUCAAACCCUGCCAACAACCCCUGUUCCCUACCACUCAAGGGGAGGGGACGUGGAACAAGGUGGGUAUGCUGCGCAAGCUGCUGGAGGAUACCCCUCCGCACCGCGCAGAGUGGAUCCUCUUCAUGCAGCCGGAUGCCAUCAUCGAUGACACCUCCUUCACGUUCCCAUUUGAGUCGUACCGGGACAAGGACUUCAUCCUUCUGGGCAACGCCACACAGCUGCGCAACGGAGAGUUCCGCGCUUCUGUGGAACGCGGUGGCCCGGCAGCGGCCGACCUGGGAGUAUUUGUGCUGCGCAACAGCCGCUGGAGCCGCCGGCUGCUCGACCUACUUGCCAACGAAGCCAAGACCUACACCCCCACCAGCCGGUCGCUGCGCGAGGACGUGAAGCUUGACCCGGUAGCGGCUGCGUUGGCUCGGCUCAUAGUGCGCAUGCCGGAGCGACUGCUGCCCAAGAUGCACUUCGAGGGCGACUUCUGCAUCGGCUGCGACUGGCGCCGCAUCAACCUCACCGAAUCCUCCAAGGUGGAGACGACGAAGGAGUGGGGAGAGGAGAACAAGCGGUGGAACCUGUUCAUAACGCGUUUCUACGACUGUGAAUUCUGCGACGCGGGCCGCGGCAAGGAGCCCUUGGCAAAAUGCCACAAGAGCUACCUCGAACACUACGAUUUUGCCUACUGCCGAUUCCACAGGCGAGCCUGCAGUGCUAUUUCUAAGCUGAUAAAGGCGAUUCAUCGGGAGGAGGAGACAGGGCACCCGCUGAAGAUGAUGAUCAGGGACCUGGGCAUCCCCAAGGCCAGCCUCAACGAGUCCUCCUUUGACUGGCCCGUCCGCCACAACACCGUCCUCAAGCACGCCACCCACUUUCACACCCCCUCUGACCACGAGGCAAGCUGCUGGGAGGCCUGCGUCAAGGACGACAAGUGCUCAAUGUGGGUCUGGUGCAACUACCGAAACGGCUGCGAUGACAACGGCAACUUUGACGGCACCUUUCCGUACAAGGGCUGCCAGCUGAUGUCCCUGGAAAAGGGAAUUCCGGUGCAGCAAUGGUACCGGGGGCCCCAGUUCUCCUCAGUCAUGUCCGGCUUCAUCACAGGCAGGGUCACUCCCUACAUCCACUUCAUUUACAAGCACCCGGCGCGGAACUGGAUGAACAAGCGGCUGGGGCUACCCGGCAGCAGCAAGGAGCGCAUCAUUGUGCUGACUGGGAUCCACCCCAUCCCAUGCACCACCCCCUUUGGCGACUACUUCAUGAGCCUCCAGCUGCAGAACAAGCAGGAUUGGGCGCGUCUGCGUUCGUACGAGGUGCACCAGAUGGCGGAGCUGGUCGACUCCCACAUGCGCCCAGGGCCCUGGCAGAAGGUCGGCAUGAUACGCAAGGCGCUGAACACGAUAACGCGCGAGCGUGCGGAGUGGCUCUUGUGGCUGGACAUGGACAUGGUGCUGGAGAACAUCACCUUCAGCCUCCCCCUCGACUCCUACGCCGGCAAGGACUUCAUCCUCUGGGGGCAGCCCGAAUGGAUCAUGAAGGGCCACAAUGCCAAGGGCCUGAACACGGGGUCGGUGCUGAUCCGUAACACGGAGUGGUCGCGCACGCUCAUCGCUGACAUGGCGACCUACGGCAAAUACCCAGUGGACUGGAGCAAGGAGGAGAUGCUGCGCGCCGCUGUUCCCUCCUAUGACAUCGGCAUGUACGAGCAGAACAUGCUCAUGCACUUUGAGCACGGCUUCUGCAUCAACUGCUGGUACAAGGACCUGGACUCGCCUCAGGUCAAGCACCCGCCAUUCGUGGUGCACUUUGCCGGCUGCCAGAUGUGCACGGGGUAUCACCCCGAGAAGCUGGGGGAAUGCGCCACCGAAUUCGUGCGCAGCUACGCGGAAGCUCUCGUGCGCCUGAAUGAUGAGGUCACCAAGGGGAACCUGUGA
Molecule: messenger RNA, 4101 nt
Organism: Coccomyxa subellipsoidea C-169
Lineage: Eukaryota; Viridiplantae; Chlorophyta; Trebouxiophyceae; Coccomyxaceae
Exons: 29
Coding region: 1-4101 (1366 amino acids)
Cellular component (GO): membrane
Molecular function (GO): glycosyltransferase activity; protein binding
Source: RefSeq, a predicted model, not a curated record